AUGGAAAAAGUGUCCUUACAGUCAAAGUCAAAUACAUCUCUUGAUCCAUCCAGUUACCCUAAAGACUUGGAUCCUUUCGGUGAAGAUGAAGAGGAUCAAUCAGGUCAAACGAAAUUAUCUUGUGAAGUAAUUAAACCGUCUGCUCCUGAUGAACCUUCUUAUCCCGGUACCCUUGAUCCUUUUGCCGAAGAAGAUGAAGCAAUUAAAGACGAAACCAAUGGUGAUAUCAAAUCUUUAAACCAUUCAAAUAGGUCUAGUAAAAGAGUCUCAACUAAUUUUAACCAAGAAAAAGAUUCUAAUGUUUCUAAUUCAAAUGGUGGUGUUAGCUUGGAAACUUCAAUUACAUCACGUGCAUCUGAUUAUGAUGAAUCGUUGGAUCCAUUUGGUGGUGACGAUGAUAAUUCAAUUACAAGUAAAACCAAAGCAGAUGAUAGGAAAUCAAUUGUUGAUACUUCAUUCAAAGAAUUGCGGAAAUCUGGUAAUAAUAUUUUAGGUGAAACUUCAGGAGGUGGAAAUAGAGUAACAACAACAACAACAACAAACGAUAAUUUGAGUAUCAAAAGUGAAACUGAAUCAUCCUCAUCUGGAGAAUUAAUUAAAAGAGGUGUUGAAGAGAGAAACAGUUAUAGUAAUCAAAAUUCACCGGUUCCAGUUCCUCCUCGACGUAAACAUCGUAAUGUUUCACCGUCAACUAAAAGCUUAAAUCGAGCAUCAUAUUCAGCUUCGUCUCUUGAACGUGAUGCUUCAAAUGUAAUUUCAAGUCCAAGUAGCCCGGAUCCUAAUCGAUUGUCAACCGUUGAGGCAGAUUCUUAUUUAAGCCAUUCCACAAGUAACUUAUCUAUUCGUUCAAUUUCACCUAAUACCAGUGUGCGAUCUCCUAUUCGUUCAAGAAAAAAACGCCGGGCACCCGAUCCACCAGGUUUCCCUCCCACCGUUCCUUCAAACUUAACAUCACCAGUCACUCCAGAUACCAGUCUAACACUAGAUCAAGACACUACCAUUGAAACAACGAUGGACUCUACCAAUGAAACCAUAAACGACUCUAUCAAUGAGCUGAAAAAGGAGAUUACAACUGAGACACCUUGUGAAGUGACUCCUACACCCACCCCGGAGCCAGUGAGUGAGCCAAACACUAUUACUGAUGAAACAAAUAGUGAACCCAUCAAAGAAUCAAACAAAGAAACUCCCAUUGAAUGCAACCCUGAACCUGAAAUAAAAGUAGAAAAAGAGAUAGAAAAAGAAACUGAGAACGAAAAAGAUGAAUCAAACGAACCUGAAAUCGAUCAUGUCUCUGAAUCAACCAUUGACCAAAAACAAAUACCCUCCGAUGAGAUCAUUCCUAGUGAAUCAACCAGUGAGAAAACAAACCAACCCGAAAGCCAAACCUCUACUACUAUUACCGCAACAACGAUACCAAGUGACUUAACUGCCGAUCCAAUUGAACAAGUCGAUCAAAAUCAAUCGAAAACUCAUCAAGACUCUUCCAGCAAUUUGUGA
This is a messenger RNA of Panonychus citri (citrus red mite), 1497 nucleotides long. RefSeq lists its product as uncharacterized. The coding region runs from base 1 to 1497 and encodes 498 amino acids. The record is from RefSeq and is a predicted model, not a curated record. Lineage: Eukaryota; Metazoa; Arthropoda; Arachnida; Trombidiformes; Tetranychidae. The transcript has a single exon.